Molecule: messenger RNA, 3277 nt
Organism: Carassius gibelio (silver crucian carp)
Lineage: Eukaryota; Metazoa; Chordata; Actinopteri; Cypriniformes; Cyprinidae
Product: nuclear factor 7, ovary-like
Exons: 6
Coding region: 1286-2425 (379 amino acids)
Molecular function (GO): zinc ion binding; protein binding
Source: RefSeq, a predicted model, not a curated record
UUAAUUAAGGAACUAAUCCACGUUUUAUUAUUGUUAUUAGUGCAUGUCAUCAUUCAAUAUUUAUAUUUACGUCCUUCUAUUUAAGUUUUCACCGUUUAUUUUACAAUUUUUAUUAUUAUUAUUUAUUUUUCUUUUUUUCCCCUUUUUCCAUCUGGAAUGCUGCUAAAUUAAUGCAUAAUUUGGAUCAUGUUUUGUACAACAGUUUUCUUUUCUACUAACAUUUAACAAUAUUCUACAUCAAUUGGAUAUAUAUAUGGUUUAGAAUGACGGAAUUCAUCCACGUUUUAAAUGUUAUAAGUGCAUCAUUCAAUCUGUAUCUGCUAUUGGAUCAGGAAAUCAGAAUGAAUAAAUAAAUAAAUAAAUAAAUAAAUAAAUAAAUAAAUAAAUAAAUAAAUAAAUCUAAUUGUUUUCUGUAAAACUCCACCAGACUGUUGUUGUAAAUGUCCCCACAUACUACUGUGGUGAUUUUCACAUUUUACUGUAUCAUUCUUUAAUAAUUGCAUGCCAAAUUAUGACAAAUGAUAGCUUCAUCAUUAUACAAUAAAAGUUGGAAAAUGAAUUCCGUCACUUAAAAAAUAAUAAUAAUAAUAAGAAGAAAAAAAUAAUAGAUCUAAUUGAUAUAGAAUAUAAAAUUGUUGUACAAAAUAAUCCAAAUUAUGCAUUAAUUUAUCAGCAUUCCACAUUAAAAAAGGAAAAAGUAUACAGCUUUGAACCCUAAAAGACAAAUAAAAACACAAUUAUAGUAACAUAAAUGGUGAAAACUUAAAUAGACGGCCGAGAAUAUGAAUAUGAAUAAAUAUGACAGCCGAAGGUGGAUUUGCUAAAGAAGACGGGAGCGCCUUUAACACACGCUCGCACGUUGAUCUACCACCCACCGCCGAGUAGACGUGCAAUGAACUUGAAGCGCAGAUAGCGUGGCCGCAGUAGAGGACGACGAAGAGAAAGACUUUGAAGAAGUUCGUUUCUGAACAGACAGCAGAUCUUUGUGAUUCUCGAGGUUAUUCGUGUUUGAAACCGUCGUUCAGAAAGUGAAAGUAAAGUUUAGGUUGCUGGAGCUCAAACAGUGAAAAUGGCUUCAUCAGCUGAAUAUGACUAUAAUUGUCCCGUGUGCUGUGAUAUAUUCAAGACUCCUGUUAUUUUAUCAUGUUGUCACAGUGUCUGUAAAGAGUGUCUUCAACAGUUCUGAAGAACCAAGAAAACUCAGGAGUGUCCUGUCUGCAGGAGAAGAUCAUCAAAAUCUAGUCAUCCAUUAAAUCUGGCAUUACAAAACUUGUGUGAGUCGUUCAUGGAGGAGAGAAAUGAGAGUCGUUCAUCAGGAUCUGAGGAGAUCUGCAGUUUACACAGUGAGAAACUCAAACUCUUCUGUCUGGAGGACAAACAGCCGGUGUGUGUAGUGUGCAGAGAUUCAGAGAAACACGUCAGUCACACAUUCAGACCCAUCAGUGAAGUUGUUCCUUCAUAUAAGGAGGAGCUCAAUACAGAACUGAAGUCCUUACAGGAGAAACUUCAACACAAUGCAAAAAUGAAAGGAGAGUUUGAGAAAACAGUUCAACACAUCAAGUCUCAAGCUGAGGACACAGAGCGUCAGAUUAAACAGCAGUUUGAGAAGCUUCAUCAGUUUCUCAGAGAUGAAGAAGAAGCUACAAUUACUGCACUGAGAGAGGAAGAGGAGCUGAAGAAGCAGAUGAUGAAGGGGAAGCUGAAGGAGAUGAACAGACACAUCUCAGCUCUUUCACACACAAUCAAAGACACAGAGGAGAUGAUGAAAGCCAGUGACGUCUGCUUUCUGAAGGAGUUUCCAGUCACGAUGGAAAGAGUCCAGAUCUCAUCACAGCCGGAUCCACAGACUCCUUCUGGAGCUUUGAUUCAUGUGCCACGUUACUUGGGCAACCUGCCCUUCAGAGUCUGGAAGAAAAUGCAGGACAUCAUCCAAAACACUCCUUUGAUUCUGGAUCCAAACACUGGACAUCCACGUCUCGUCCUGUCUGAUGAUCUGACCAGUGUGAGACUAAGCAUGAACAAUCAACCUCUUCCUGAUAAUCUAGAGAGAUUUAACUAUUAUCCCUGUGUUCUGGGUUCAGAGGGUUUUAACUCAGGAACACACUGCUGGGAUGUGGAGGUUAAAGAAAGUCCAGUCUGGAUACUUGGAGUAACUACAGAAUCAAACCAGAGGAAGGGAGGUGUUUUCUUUAACACUGAUGUCUGGAGUGUGACGAACAGAUGUUCUGACAGGCUUGGUUUUCGUGUUAAACAGAAGCUUGAGCGUGUGAGAGUUGAUCUGGACUAUGACAGAGGAACAGUGUCAUUCUCUGAUCCUGUAACUAACACACAUCUACACACAUUCACAACCACCUUCACUCACACACUCUUUCCUUUCUUCUGGUGUGGUUUCUCUCUGAGGAUAUUAUCAUUCAAUGGUCAAUAAAUGUUACUCCUGUAGUAAUAUUUAAUCAAUAUCACAAUUUCAAUAUUUGUUCAGCAUGAGACUCAAAGAAUAAUUGUUUAUUUCAGUUAAAUGAUAAUUUUUUCAUUGAUGUAAUAUACAUACUUACUAUAGAAUACUUUUUAAAAACUGUUUAUAUCGGUUUAUAAUCUCUGGGAUUCUGAACAAAGUUUGAAAAUAAUAACAAUUGCUAAAUAUUUUUUUUGUAAUAUUAAUAAUGUGAUUAUAUGAUUUUAAUAAUUAAAGGUUAGAUGUUUGGUCAUGAUUGUCACAGUGCGAAAGAGGCGAAGACGCAAAUGCAGGCAGAAUGGUCCUUUUAAUACAAAAAUGAAACAAAACUAACAAAAACCACCCCGAGGGGGACAAACAGGCAGGCUAGAAACUGUUCUACAAACAGACAUAACAUCAUGAUGGAAAACAACAGAUCGGCACAGGAUUACAGACACCAGGAGAAUAAAUAGGGAACCUAACAGGGAGACACAGGUGUGGCAACUAAAACAAUAAUGAUGUAACUAGAUGGGUGGGGUCAGAAAAUAGACAGGAUAGAGCACAUGGCACCAAAUAAAACACAACACUCACAAAAAGACAGUGCCAUCUGGUGGCCCUCCCAAGCAUAACAGCUGAAGACUGUGACACUGAUAAGUAGGGUUUAAUCAUGGAAAUGCAUUCAGUGGGAACCCUGAGAAGUGAUUAUUUAUGUUUCUCAAUAAAUGAAUGUAAUUGACUUGCUUGUUUAAAUCAGCUGUGUUUCUGUCAGCAGUGGAAAUUUCAUUACAACAUGACAGUCAUACAAAUAUUGAUUAAACAAUCUGAUUAAAAAGGAUUUACUCAUUA